Lasiodiplodia theobromae is the source of this 1239-nucleotide messenger RNA. RefSeq lists its product as uncharacterized. The record is from RefSeq and is a predicted model, not a curated record. The transcript has a single exon. NCBI's taxonomy places the organism in Eukaryota, Fungi, Ascomycota, Dothideomycetes, Botryosphaeriales, Botryosphaeriaceae. Bases 1 to 1239 code for a protein of 412 amino acids.
AUGGACUCAGGCUCCAGCCUCGGAGUCCGCACUCGCAGCAGCACUAAAGAGAGCGAACGUCGCCGAGCAACGGUCACUCCCGACGGCGCAUCAUCCACCGCAUCCUCCGGCAGCACCGAUGUCGCGAGCACUACCACCACCAGCGACGACUCCGGCUCUUCGACUCCACCCGCCCGCCCUGUCAUCCGCAGCAACAUAACCGCAAGUUCCUCCUACCGCGACUACGAGAAUCGCGUCGACCCACUCAGUCCCGCCACCCGCGCCGCCUGCACCCGCACGUGGCCCGACUCCUUCAACAUGCCCUCCGGCCUGACCCCCAUGCAGCAGCGGGCCUUCAUGCAAGCCGACCUGGCCACCUACAACGCCGAGUUGGCGGCGCGCAAGGCCACGCAAGACGGCGCACUCGCGGGCAACCUGAGCUACCUGCGCACGCGUCUCCAACCACCAUCAACCACACCCGACGCCGCCUACGACGCCGACGACGAAGCCGGCGACGACGACAACAACAACAACAACAACAACCUCGGCAUCUGGGGCCACGACUUCGAGCCCAUCCGCCCCCAGCGCUCCCUCCUCACGGCCGUCGACCCGCGCCAGGCCUUCGUCAACGCCGUCGAGACGGUCAUUCCCGCAAUCGACGUCGCCCACCCGCCGUCGAUGGAAGAACUCUUCCGCGACAUGUCGCCGUGGGAGCGCGAGGUCCGCGUCGAGGCCCACCGCGAGGCUAUGCGGCGCCGCCACCGCGCGCAGAUGGGCGAGAGGCGCUACGCGCGCGCUGCGGCGGCGGGCGUGCGGGCCGAGGAGACGGCGUACGAGGAGGAGAAUUUGGCGAUGGAGGCGACGAGGGGUUUCGGCGGGUUGGCGUUUGAGAGGCCGGAGGUGCCGGAGGAGUCUUCCGAGUCUGAGGAGGAGGAGGGGGAGUGUGAGGUGGAGGUUGUGAGGGAGGUUGUGGUUAUUAGUGAUGAUGAUGAUGAAGAUGACGGAGAAGAAGAAGAAGACGAUGAGGAAGACAACGACGAGGAGAUGGAGGACUACGACGACGACGACUUUGAAGAGGAUGGAGAUGACUCUAAGAAGCGGAUCAAGUUGGAGAGCGCCUCGCCUUCGCCGCCUGCUAAGAGGCUCAAGCGCAGCCCCACGGGUCAAAGCCAGAGCAGUCCUAAGAUGCCGAAGGUACUGGGGGUUGAUUUGGACGAUGAUCUGCUGAUGAUGAAGGGAGAGUCUGAUGAGGACGAUUAG